Messenger RNA from Peniophora sp. CBMAI 1063, 660 nucleotides. NCBI's taxonomy places the organism in Eukaryota, Fungi, Basidiomycota, Agaricomycetes, Russulales, Peniophoraceae. The record is from the annotation of a GenBank genome assembly.
AUGGCACCAAGAGGAGGUAACGGCGGUGGCAAAGCCGCCGCAUCUUCGAGUCGACCCGCCCGCUCGGGAGCGCCUAAGGGCUUCGCGGACGAGAAUGACGGCGACGCAUUUGACUUCGAGGACGACUCUGCACCGGCAGACGAUCCAGCGCACUGGCUGGGCAUGAUGCGCGACAUGAAGAGCAAGACCAAAGGCGCCCCAACUCCCGCAGCCGCACAGCGCGCGCGUCAGCUCGCGGCAAUCUCCAAACAGAGCCGGAUGCAGGCGGGCGAGUUUGUUAAGGAUACGAACGCGUAUCUAGAUGCGCUCUUGGAAACGUACGCCGUCGCACCGAAAGAAGAAGGCGCGCAGCCAGAUUGGGCGCCAUACUUCCAGGCCGGCGCUCGACACGCGAAAGCGUUGAACGAUUCUGUGGCGCAUGCGAUCAAGCUCACCCCGCGUUCAGAUCUCGAAGGCGGCAAUCUCCCGCAGAGGCGCGAGGACGACGUUGAGCGCGCUUGUGCACGACUCGAGGCGUACCCCGUCCAACGCGAGAAAGCUCGCGCGCGACAGCUGCGCGCAUUCAAGGAAGAACUCGACAAAGAGAUCGAGCAGCAGCAGCUCGUGGUAGACGCUCGAGCGUUGAUCAGGGGAUAUCAAGCGCUGGCUCGUCGAGGAUAA